AUGUCAUAAAUAAACAGCGAUUUGUAACAGUAUUCAAAAGGAUUUGAAGGGAACAAUAUGCGUCGCAAUUUGCCAUAUAAUCUUAAUUUGAAUAUAGCAAAUGCAAGACAAAGGACAAAUGAUUUAUAGAAUAGUAACCUCAAAUAAAAAUAGGAAUAGUAGCAAGAAGAUAAAGCGCAUAAAAUAUAAACAAGUUAAAAGUUAAUGUAAAAAUCAUGUAAUAUUAAUAAUAGCAAGUUUGAUACUUACAGCUCAAAUGAUAGUUCUCCUUUUAAAAUUAAUGACUAUGGAGUAGUAUAAAAAAAUAUGACUAACCAAUCAAAUAACAGUUUUGGUAGUGAUAUUUUAAUUCAAAAAUAAAAUAGCAACAAUAGUUCAGAUAAAUAUUUAAAUGAAAAACCAUCCCCUUCCAAAUUUAGCAAAUCAAAAUUCAACUAUUUAAUAAAUGAGUCUCCUUUAUGUAGCAGCAAUGAUCAAAAAAAUGGUAAAAUGUCUUAAGGAAAUGCUUAUCUUUUUAAUAACAAUAAUGAAUUUGCUCUUGAUUAGAAUAACAAUAGAGACACAUCAAUUCAAGCUAAAAAAGAGCUAUUCCUUUCUAAAAUGUAAACUUAGGCAAGCGAAAAUACAAGCUCUUAGCAAAAUACAAAAUAAUACUUUUUUUAGAAAUGUGUUAGUGAAUUAAACUCUCCAUAAGCUUAUUUUCCCAACUAAAAACUCAAUUCUUAUGGUAUGAGUAAAGAGCAAUUUUAUACAAAUAAUGCUAAAACAUGCAUAUUUGAUUAUCAAAGAUCAAAAAGCAAAUAAAAUAGUUCUAACAAUGAGUUUAGCAACAGUAACUCACAAAACUUUAAUUAUUAUAAUAUUACCAAUAAUUAAUUUAAUUAAGCUAUUGAGCUACCAAAGCUAGCCAACAAAUCGAGGUCUGUUAAUAAAUUACCUCUUAAUUUAACUACUAAAUAGUAAUAUAGAUAAAAUAAAGAUAAAUGCUUAAAUAGUUUAAGUGAAUUUGAUGAUAUAUACUAUGAAGAGAAAAGUUAAAAUUAACAAACUAAGAAAUAUGAUUCUAGUAAUACCUAAAUUAACUUGGUAAAUAGAAUAAAUUCUAAAUCUAUGAGCAAUUUAACUUUUGGAGUGUUAGACCGCCAGUCAAUUAAUCACUCUCAAUACUAAUAAAGACAGAAACUAUUAAGAUAGAGAGAAAAAGAAGAGUAUAUGUAAGAAGAAGUUGCUAAAGUUAAGUAGCUAUGGUAAUAGUAUGAGCUCCAGAGAAUAAAAAAUAAAGAAUACAAAUAGUAAUAAAUAUGGUAAAAAUCUGAGCAUGAUGGAAGUAUUGAAUCUCCUUUGAAAUAUCAGAGACAAGAAUAGCUAAAAGACUUAAAGACAAAGCACAUUGAAAAUAAAAAAUAACAAUUUUUUAAUGAAAUGAUCUCAUCUGUAAAAAAAUCUGCUAUUUCUACAAAUUAAAAUACUUCUUUAGUUUAAUCUCCAUUAGAAGGCUAAGGAUUUUUAUUUUCUGCUAGAAAGGUCUCAAAUACAUUUACUAGCACAAGUCCUGAAUCAGCUUUAAUACAAAAAGAAGAUGUAAAUGCAAAAUAAUCCCCAACUUUAAUUGCAAAUAAAAGCGGUGAACUUCUAGAAAGUGACAAACAACCAUAUUAAAGUUUUAAUUAAUAGUUGGAUACCUAACAAAUAAGUAAGACUUAAAGCAAUAUGAUAAUAAGUCCUGAAACUACAAACAAUAAAGAAGAAGAAUUUUGGGAGAGUAUACACAUUUGGGAAAAUAUUAUCAAAGAUUCAUUUGAAAUUAUCAAAAAAGAAAAAAUAGUAUCAAGUUAAGAAUUUAAUUAUUAGCUAUUUUUAGAUUUCUUGAAUAAUGUGGUAGGCAGAAAUUAUCAAAACAAUGAGAAAUACAUGCGUGAAAGUUUGAAGCUGAUUGGAUUCACCCCAGAAGUGAGUGAGAUAGUGCUUGAAAGAAUUUCAAGACUUAUGAGCGAAAAAUAUGGUAUUAGUAAUGACUAAAUAAGUAAAUUUAGCAGUUUGUACAAUUAGUAUGAGAAAGAAUAUUUAAGUUGGAAUCUAAUCGAUAGAAUGGGUGGAAAAGAAAGAAUUAGUGAGGUCAUCAACACUUAUAUCUAGCUUGUUAAUUCGAACCCUAGUAUAAAUGGAGCUUUUAGGCUAUUAAAUAUUUCUAAUGACUCAAUUGGGUUAGCUUUCAAUUAGCUUUUGCACUUUGAAGAAAGGCGCCAUAAGCAAUAUUUUAAGUCUGUUUAAAAUUUUUUUAAACAGCCUCUUUAUCGUGUUUCUCAUACAAAAUUUUUCUAUGCAACUAAACUCUAUUUUGAAAGAGCCAUGUUUAAAAAUAAAAUUCAACCUCAAUACAAAAAUAGAUUAUUUUUACUUAUUGAAUAAAUGAGGUACUUUGUUACACUUCCUCUUCCAUAAGACAUGAACUUAUUACUUCCCAAGUAGAAUAAAUCCAUAAAUUCUGAUCAAUCUUCUUCUCCAACUCAGAAAAAUUAAAAUGAAAACAAGGUGACUGAUACAUAUACUUAAAAGACAGAAUAAAAUGUAGAAGAUUCUAAUAAUGAUGAACAAACAACGAUACCUUAGUUUUGUUACUAAAUUGCUGCAAUUAUGAGAAGCGAGAUGAUGGCUAUGAUUAAAAUAAAACAGGCAUUAAUUAAACACCAAUCUAUCUCUUUAAAUAACAAAGUUGUAUUUGAAUAAUAUUUGACACAGUUGAUAUAAAUUUUUGCUUUGAACAACAACGACUCUAUAGCAUACUUUGAGCUGAAGAAUAGCGAAAAGUAUAGAACUAUUCUUUUACUGACAGAUGACUUUUUUUAUAUUUUUUCUAAGCUUCUUAUGGAAAAUUUAAUUAAAAAUUUUCAUUGCUCUAUUUAUUUUAGCAAAGAUACCCACAAAAGACUAUAACAUGUUAAAAUUUAGUUGAAUAAAUUAAAUGCUUAGCAUUAAACUAAACAAGAUUCUUAUUUUAGUGUCCAAGCUAAUAUUGAAUCAAAUUAUUUAAAUGGAUCAUGCUUCUUUCAUGAGUUAUUCAAUCACCCUAAUCCUAUUGAGUUAAUCUUAGACCGACUAGAUGACAUCUAUCAUAACAAAAGCGAAUUAAACAAGUUAUGCCCAUUUAGCAAAGUUUCCCGUUCAAGAGAUCUAUGUCGCCACAUUCUUAGCUACUUUUACCCAUUUGUAGAUUAAAAUGGAUAUCCGGUGGAUAUUUCUUCGUUUGAUUUCUAAUGCUAUAUUAGCUAAAAAAAGUUAAAAUACGAGUUUUUCGUUGAAUUAAAAAAAGUCCUAAAAGAUCUGUUCUUAAGUUAUUUUAAUUUCCCAAUCACUUUAGUCUAAAGAUUAAUCUAAGAGUAUCAAUAUGCUAUUCAUGGUAUUGAAUAUUUUUAAAAGGGUGAUAAUGGAAAUCUUUUUGGAAUAAGAAGCUAAGAGAAAGCUGUUAAAGAUUUAAAUUACAAUAACUAAUAUGAUGAUGAGAAAUUAGAAUUUUGA
Tetrahymena thermophila SB210 is the source of this 3516-nucleotide messenger RNA. RefSeq lists its product as hypothetical. Lineage: Eukaryota; Ciliophora; Oligohymenophorea; Hymenostomatida; Tetrahymenidae. The transcript is spliced from 2 exons. The record is from RefSeq and is a predicted model, not a curated record.